AGAGUAUCACCAGCACCAGUGAUCAACCACUUGUACUAUCAUAACUGCCCCCAUUUUACCCUCGCACUCGGAAACUGCUCUGCUGUGUCACGCGCACCUGAGGUCUUUGUAUAAAUAAUAACCCAUUUCCUCAGCACUCAGAUCUCACUGCUCAGAACAGCCUGAGAAUCAGUAAUGCCAGAAAGCCAAUGCGACGUUGACAGUCCUUUGACCUUUAGUUAUAAAGAGGUCGACGGAAUACGCAUCUUUCUCGACGUCUACCUUCCAUCAGAUGACGUUGACCAACAAUCCACCCGACAGAUUGAGUAUAACCCAGCAGUCGUCUACUUCCACGGAGGGGGUCUCACCGUAGGAAAUAGACGAAGUUGGUUCCCUACUUGGCUGAAAAGCCGGUUGUCUGCACGCGGUAUAAUAUUCAUCAGUGUAGAUUAUCGUCUUAUUCCUCCAGGGACUGGACAUAAUGUGCUUGCCGAUGCGAAGGACGCCAUCGCUUUUGUCGCGGGAGAUUUGAAUGUUCAGAUUGAUCGGGAGCUGGCCGGUCUUGGCUCUGGCUCACGUUUCCGCAUCGAUCCCACGUCGAUCGGUGUAGCUGGAACUAGCGCGGGCGGGUUCUGUGCGUAUCUAUGCGCUAUUUAUGCAGUCCCGAAACCGAAAGUAGUUCUCAGCCUAUAUGGUAUGGGAGGCGAUUUUCUGACAGACCAAUAUCUCGCUCCCAAGAUGCAAUCUUUCUUCCGGGGGAGAGAAAUGCUAGAUCCCGCACAGUUCUCUGAAUAUAUAUAUCCGUUCAACAAUCUCCAAAGCACUUCAGACUCUCCACUCGUAUACCAUCCACAGUCAUAUCACAUCCCGGGAUAUCCUGCGAACCCACGAAUGCUAAUCUUGCGCUUAUACCUACAGCUUGGGGUCGCCUUGGACUAUAUCACCGGUCAGCAUGAACCAAGUCUCAGUGUUAUGUUACGCAAGGCUAUUCAUACUGAAGAUCCCUUCGACGAGGCACUCAUUUCUGAUCACAAGACUAUUUUCCCUCAGUUCAACGUCACGUCGGAUUGGCCGGCAACUUACCUCAUCCGUGGAACCAGCGACACGGCUGUCCUCGUGCAAGAGUCUCGUAAUUUACACUCUUUAAUUUUGAAGGCUGGCGUAGAGGUCGUAUUGGAGGAACUACCAGGUCGAGAGCAUUCGUUCGAUUAUGAACCAAACGCAGAGCUGGAAAACGAAAGAUCAUUCGAUGACAUUGUUCAGUUUCUUUAUCGCCACCUCAAUUAGAAACAGUACUCAAUUUGAUGGAUAAAGGACUGACUAGUGCUAAGUCUUAUUCUUGGCGGUUAGAUAGAUCAUAGAUCCAACACAAUACCAAGUACAGUAUUUAGUAGGCUUCCUCAGCCUGAAGUGCUCGUCAUCAUUACAUACAUACUGCAUUGGUUGGGACGUUACAAAAUUCACCCGUGUUUCACAGUCA
Suillus bovinus is the source of this 1459-nucleotide messenger RNA. RefSeq names its product Alpha/Beta hydrolase protein. The record is from RefSeq and is a predicted model, not a curated record. Bases 175 to 1266 code for a protein of 363 amino acids. Lineage: Eukaryota; Fungi; Basidiomycota; Agaricomycetes; Boletales; Suillaceae. The transcript is spliced from 3 exons. Gene Ontology annotation, molecular function: hydrolase activity.